AAUGCGUAUUCUUCAUCCUAUAUUUUCACCUGUGCUAUGGACUUAUGGUGGAGGCGAUCCAUCCGGACUGCGCCAUCAAGAUGCUGCACCUGAGAGCAUGGGAGAUCUGUAACGAGACGAGAAGGAGCGAAACGCAGAACCGAAGCCAGCAAAGCGGAUGCACUACAUACUGGGAUGGGAUAAACUGCUGGCUGAGAGCUGAAAUCGGACAAGUGGCCAACAUCUCCUGCUCUGUCUCAAUCUUCCAGCGUUUCACCAGCAACCAAGGUUGGGUUUACAGGAACUGCACGUCGGAGGGCUGGUCGGAGCUGUACCCUCUGUAUGAAGACGCCUGUAUGCUGAGCGACGACCCCGAGCCUGAGUAUGAGACAAGCUACCUGUCCACGUUCAGGCAGGUUUACACUGUGGGCUACGCCACCUCCCUCAUCUCACUCAUCACAGCCAUUGUGAUCUUCUCUGCCUUCAGGAAGUUCCGCUGCACAAGGAACUACAUCCACAUAAACCUGUUCUCCUCCUUUGUCCUGAGAGCCAGCGCUGUAUUCAUCAAAGACACUGUGCUUUUCGCUGAUGAGUCGCUGGACCACUGCUCCAUGUCCACGACGGCGUGCAAGUCGGCCGUGGCGUUCUUUCAGUUCAGUAUUUUGGCCAAUUUCUUCUGGCUGCUGGUGGAGGGCAUGUACCUGCAGACUCUGCUGGCUCUGACCUUCGUAUCUCAGAGGAAGUAUUUCUGGUGGUACAUCCUGAUUGGCUGGGGUCUCCCAUCCACAGUGAUCAUCUUUUGGGUGUUGACGCGAUUCUUCUACGAUGACAACGGAUGUUGGGAUGACACGGACAAUGUUCCUAUUUGGUGGAUUAUUAAGGGUCCAAUUACGGCGUCUCUGCUGAUUAACAUUGUCAUCUUUGUGAAUGUGAUCCGGAUACUAGUCCAGAAGCUCAAGUCGUCAGCCAUGGCAGGAAACAAUGACACAGGCCAUUUUAUGAGACUGGCCAAAUCCACUCUGUUCCUCAUCCCUCUGUUUGGGAUGCACUACACUGUGUUUGCGUUCCUGCCAGAGACCACCGGGGUGGCAGCGCGCCUCUACAUCGAAUUGGGCCUGGGAUCCUUUCAGGGUUUUGUAGUGGCUCUCCUCUACUGCUUCAUGAAUGGAGAGGUCCAAGCAGAGCUGCGGCGAUGGCUGUGGAAGUGUCAGAAUCAGAACCAGCUGACUCCGGCCAAACGCAGCAUCACCCAAAUCACGAUACGGACCAGAGGCGAGCUGGGUGGGCCUCCUUCUACGGGCAACGUGUCCUCUGUGUGAUCAGAGACAAGACAGAGACAAGAACUGUGUUUGAACUCAAAGACACACAAUCCAAUCUUCCAGCAAUUUUUUGGAAGAUGGAAGGAGAUGGAAAAUAUUUUUAAAAUCUGUAACAGAAGAAUAACAAGUUGAGAUGCUAAACUGGCAACAAGCAAGAGGAGCACAGGGCCUAUAAAGUGAUCGAGCAUGUUUUAAAGUUUGCAGAUUAACACCAUAGCUUGUAAUUGAAACUAAUGAAAAGACGCAUCUACUGUCAGCAAGAGUACAAAGUACAACACAGAGUACAGUACAGAGUACUGUACAGCGUGGAGCCUCUUGGAAUAGACAAUGCCAGAGGAAUUUAAUUUUUUUUUCCCAGUUUUUCUUUUCAGUUUCAUCAUUUGUGAUACUACAACAUUCAUCACUUGGAUUUAAUAUUUUUUGAACACAUUUCCAUUCUAAAGCAAUUGUUCUCAAAUUAACUUUUUAGCAAGUGGACUUGCAUCCCCAUUGAAAUAUUUUGAAAGUGUUGGUGAUUGCAUCCAGUGCAUUCUACUGUUGUGUCUUUGAGCAAGACACUUCAUCCACUUCGUUUGUGUGAAAGGUAUGUGUGUGAAUGGUGGCAGUCAGAUAGGCCAGUGGCAUAGACUGGGAGCCAUGUUUAUGUUGCCCCCAAAACUUUCACUUGAGCUCCAGAACUAAAAUGUCCAUUCAUUUGCCCCACUGAUUU
Molecule: messenger RNA, 2007 nt
Organism: Periophthalmus magnuspinnatus
Lineage: Eukaryota; Metazoa; Chordata; Actinopteri; Gobiiformes; Gobiidae
Gene: ghrhra
Product: growth hormone releasing hormone receptor a
Exons: 13
Coding region: 45-1298 (417 amino acids)
Biological process (GO): cell surface receptor signaling pathway; adenylate cyclase-modulating G protein-coupled receptor signaling pathway
Cellular component (GO): plasma membrane
Molecular function (GO): peptide hormone binding; G protein-coupled peptide receptor activity
Source: RefSeq, a predicted model, not a curated record